AAAAGAAAAAAAGAACAAAAUAGAUCGUGUUCUUGAAGUUUUUGCCUCCUCCGGCCCAAUCUGGUAAUCCCCUUCCACACACCGCCGCAUCUCUUUUCUUCACGAUUUGGGGAUUAAACUCGAAAAUGAUCGGCAUCCGAAAGCGGUGUGAAGGCGUUUGGAAAUACAUUCAGCGUGGCUGAUGGGUUUGCUUGGCUGAGUCGGACUCAUCCAUUCAGCGUGGUUCUGGUUGAAUUUGGAGAGUUGGUAAAGAAGAAAACAGGAUUUGAUUUGAAGAAAAUUUUGGAACAGCAGCCAUGGCGGAAACUGGGUGGGGCUGUGCCGUGGAAGGAGGCGCAAAGGCAUCUAGGCUUUUGUUUCCUUUUAAAUUUUCAUUUUUUUAUUUAUCAAGAGUGAGAUUGAGAUUCAAUUCCUGCUGUAUAAAAGUGGUCGAACGUUUGCAAUUUGUACUUGUAUUUAUGUUUUGGGGAUGAAGUUGAACCAUCACUGUCUGCAAUUUGUUUUGGGGAUGGACCAUCCUUUUUGUCUUAUAUCUCUUGACUCACUACCGUCUUUGUAGGUCUGGAGAUGUAGAAAAGUAAUUUGCAGUAAAUAUCUUUACUAAUGUGUGUAUAAAUAACACUCUAAAUUACUCAUUCCUCACACCAAUCACCUACUUGAUAUCUACAUGGAUAGAGUCAUGAGACUUGUUCCAAUACUCAGCUUUCUUCUAUCCAUUGCGUCUUUUACACUCAGCUUAUGCAAUGGAAACCCGAAUGUGCCUUGCCGAGAAAAUGAGAGACAAACACUUCUUAUGUUCAAGAAAGAUCUCAAUGAUUCUUCAAAUCUGCUUUCCUCUUGGGUUGCUGAAGGCGAUUGUUGCACCUGGACCGGUGUUGCCUGCGACAAUUUAACCGGUCAUGUCCGUGAGCUCCACCUUGCUGGUUAUUAUGAUGACGUGGCUGGUGAGGACCGUAAGCUGGGUGGUAAGGUAAAUCCUUCUCUACUCAAUUUAAAGCAUCUCACCUACUUGGACUUGAGCUACAAUGAUUUUGGAGGACGACAGUUUCCUAGCUUUCUGGGUUCUCUUGAAGGUUUAAGAUAUCUUAACCUCUCGUUUGCAUGGUUCAACGGAACCAUUCCUCAUCAGUUGGGAAAUCUCUCGAGCCUGCGUUAUCUGGACCUUUCUGAUAACUAUGGUUCGAAGGUCGAGAAUCUCAAAUGGCUCUUUGGUCUUUCUCAGUUGAAACAUCUUGACAUGAGUUAUGUAGAUCUUACCAACGCAUCUCAUUGGUUACAAGUAAACACACUCCCUUCUCUGCUGGUCGAGUUACAUUUGUUUGAUUGUGAACUUUAUCACAUGCCAAGUGGUAUUGCGAACUUGACAAGUCUUAAAGUUCUUGAUCUGUCCUACAACUAUUUCAACUCUACCAUACCGCAAUGGUUACAAGUAAACACACUCCCUUCUCUCCUGGUCGAGUUGCACUUGUCGGAUUGCAAUCUUUAUCACAUACCAAGUGGUAUUGCGAACUUGACAAGUCUUAAAGUUCUUGAUCUAUCCAUAAACUAUUUCAACUCUACCAUACCUCAAUGGUUGUACAGUUUGAACCAUCUUGAGUCCCUUGAUCUUUCUGUCAAUGCUUUCCAUGGUGAGAUUUCGAGUUCCCUUGGAAACUUGACAGCCCUUGUUGAUCUUCAAUUACAUCAUAAUCAGCUUGAAGGGGAAAUCCCAAACUCAUUGGGAAAUCUUUGUAAGUUGACUUCUUUUGAUCUAUGGUCAAACAAUUUCCGGGGGAGGGUAUCAGAAAUCUUUGAAAUUUUGUCUAGCUGUAGUAAUUUUGGUCAAAUAGAUUAUUUACAUCUUUCGGAUAAUAAUUUUUCAGGUCAUUUAUCUGAUCAACUGGGAUUUUUAAAAAAUUUACGCAUCCUUGAUCUUUCAAAUAAUUCAAUAUCGGGCCCCAUUCCAGUGUCUUUAGGAAAUCUAUCACGUUUAGAGGAGUUGAUCAUUUCUGACAAUUCAUUCGAAGGCCCCAUUCCAGUAUCUUUAGGAAAUCUAUCAAGUUUAGAGGUGUUGAUCAUUUCUGACAAUUCAUUCGAGGGGGUUGUCUCUGAAGCUCAUUUUACUAAUCUUACAAGCUUGUUUACCUUUUAUGCAAAUGAGAACUCCUUGACUCUUAAAACUAGCCCAGACUGGGUUCCUCCUUUUCAACUUUCUACGUUGGGUUUAAGUUCUUGGCGUCUGGACCCAUCACAGUUGCCUGCAUGGCUUCAGAGUCAAAAACAUUUGUUCGCUCUUAAUAUGUCCAAUACAGGAAUUUCUGGUACCAUUCCGGCUUGGUUGUGGAACAUUUUUUCUGUUGAAAACAUGGGUCCAGGUAUCUUUGUGGAUCUCUCUCAUAAUCAAUUGUCCGGGGAGGUUCCAAAUAUAGCUUCUACCCACAGGCCAAAACAAAAGCAUUUGGAAUUUGUUUAUCUUGCCAUUGACUUAGGAUCUAACCAAUUCAACGGUUCAUUGCCUCUUGUGUCUUCGACAGUGAUUGCACUAGAUCUUUCCAAUUCAUUAUUUUCUGGAACUCUCUCUCACUUCUUUUGUGAUAGGAGUGAUGUACCUAAAAACCUUCAAACUCUUCUUCUUGACAACAAUCUCCUCACUGGAGAAAUUCCGGAUUGUCGGUUACACUGGCCAAACUUGACAGUAGUGAAUUUAGAAGACAACAAUUUGACGGGGAAAAUUCCAAGCUCUAUCGGGGACUUACUUUCCCUUCAAUCAUUGCACUUGCGCAAUAAUAACCUAUAUGGAGAAUUACCCGUGUCCCUACAAAACUGUCAAGAGUUGCUCCUUCUUGACCUUCUUGGAAAUAAGUUUGUUGGAAGCAUUCCGAUAUGGUUUGGCCAAAGCUUGGUGGUUCUUAUUCUUCGCUCAAAUAUGUUCCAAGGCACCAUUCCUCAUGAACUUUGUAGUCUCACAAAGCUCCAAAUCUUGGACCUUGCGCAUAACAAUCUCUCGGGAACGAUACCAAGAUGUUUCCAAAAUUUGUCAUCCAUGGCCACUAAAUUUUCAAGUGAAGAAGCUCCCAGUAUUGAAUUCUCCGUUUCUUCGGUUACUGGUAUGAAUACUUUUCAGCUCUCCUACUCCUACACAGAGAAUGCGGUUUUUGUGGCCAAAGGCAGAGAAGUGAAAUAUGACACAGUGCUUCGUUUGGUAACUAGCUUGGACCUUUCAAGGAACAUGUUAUUUGGAGAAAUCCCUGAAGAGUUGACCAACCUCACUAGCCUACAAACAUUGAAUUUAUCUGAUAAUCUUCUGGCCGGAAGAAUCCCUUCCAAAAUCGGUGAUAUGGGAGCGUUAGAGACGCUUGAUUUGUCUGUGAACCAACUUUCUGGCGAAAUUUCUCCAAGCAUCUCGAAUUUAACAUUUCUCAAUCAUCUAAAUUUGUCCUAUAACAAUCUGAUUGGGCAAAUUCCAAAAAGCACUCAGCUUCAGACCUUUGAUUUGUCCAGUUAUGUUGGCAAUAAACUUUGCGGACCUCCACUGGAAGAGCGUUGCAGUACAAAUGAGGCCAUGCCACCAGUAGGUGAUGAGAAGCAGAGAGAAGGUCAUUUUCUUGAAGACGGUGGUUUCUAUCUGAGUUUGGGGCUUGGUUUUGCAUUUGGGUUUUGGAUUGUUCUUGGUUCAUUGUUGUCUAAUGUGCCAUGGAGCAAUGCAAUUUCUCAGUUCCAAAAUCGCAUUGUGAAGAAGUUUUAUGCGGCAAUCGCUGAACGUUAUUAACUAUUUUGUGCAGAUAAAUCGAGUAUGUGUGAUUUGUUUCUACUCUUUUGCUAUCCAAUUAGAAUGUUACACUGUUGUAUGCUUCUUUGUACCAAUUUAUUUUAUCUUUUCCUUGGUUUUUUCUUUGGCCAUAUAAAAUUGUAAGAUUUGCUUUAUAAUUUCUGUGAUAAUUUUUAAAUUUAUUUUGUGAGUA
Molecule: messenger RNA, 3941 nt
Organism: Malus domestica (apple)
Lineage: Eukaryota; Viridiplantae; Streptophyta; Magnoliopsida; Rosales; Rosaceae
Product: receptor-like protein EIX1
Molecular function (GO): protein binding
Source: RefSeq, a predicted model, not a curated record